Molecule: messenger RNA, 9426 nt
Organism: Cotesia congregata
Lineage: Eukaryota; Metazoa; Arthropoda; Insecta; Hymenoptera; Braconidae
Source: the annotation of a GenBank genome assembly
AUGGAUGUGAGCUUUACGAACGUGUUAGAGGGGGCUCGCCAGUACUUUCAGGGACUGCCCGCGCCAAGUACAACAGCAGUACCACCUAUAUCCUCGUCCUCGUCAUCAUCGUUGUCGUCGUCAUCGGAUAAAAAUAACGAGAGUAAUGGAUAUACGAGCCAACAGCACUCUAAAACACCCUCCAGUGAUUCAAGGUACGACGAGAAUAAAUCGACUGACGCUAGAGACACUGAUUCGUACUGGAAUUCCCCAAACAAUCCAAAUGAAUUACGGGCUAUUGUUGAACCUUAUCCACCUCAACCAACGCGUGUUGAGGUAUCAGACACGAGGCCCGACGACGGGGGACCCGAUGGUGCUCCCAAUAACAGUAAAAGUCUAACGGAAAUGCAACCGCCAAGUAGGCCUCAAUCCCAAAACGUUACAGCUGCCAGUCCGUCCCCUAAGCUGCUGCACCAACUCGAGCCGCAGCUAAACCCACCACACUCGCCGCCCGUCUACCAGCAGCUCAAUACUGUGUCGAGAAACUCCUCAUAUCAGACCCCCGAGAUGUUUAAUUCACACUCGAAUUAUCACCCCAAUCAUCAUCACCAGUCGCCAAGCACCACUGGUCCAGGUGAACGUCCACCUUCCGCCCCGAUAGUUGCUGCCGCAGUGGCAGCAGCUGCAGCGCAAAGGACGCAGUACUACCCUCGUUAUCACCAUCCAGACAUAACUAAAAGUGCUCCAGUUCCUUUUUCGCAGAGCAGUAUUUAUCAAUCGCCACAAACAGCUACUUAUACGCCGACUUCCGUGGCUCAAAUGCAACAACAACAACAACACCAACAACACCAACAACAGCAGCAGCAACAACAACAACAGCUGCAACAACAACAACAACAACAACAACAACAACAACAACAACAACAACAACAACAACAACAACAACAACAACAACAACAACAACAACAACAACAACAACAACAACAACCACAGCAGCAACAACCACAAACUAACUUAGAUACAAAUCAACAUCACCAACCGUCUAAUUACCCGGCAUAUCAAGGAACAAACAACAAUCGCGACCAGUCAAACCGUCCAGGACUGCCUCAAAACUCAAACAAUCAACCGUCGUUGUUACACCAUCAAAUAGAUGUAACGCAUUCCUCAACAGCGACCUCUUCAAAUCCUUGCAGUUCACGACACGGCAGUCAGAGUCACAUUCCUUCCUCGCAGCACGGACAUCCAGGGCACGUACCAUCGCCACAUUUGCCGGUGGCAUCAGUACCACCACAUCAUCAUCAGCAGCAGCAGCAGCAACAGCAACAGCAACAACAUCUGCAAAACCAACAUCCUAGUCGAAUGAAUACGUCAUCCCAUAUCACCUCUAAUUCGUAUCCCCGAGCGACAAAUGCUUACCCGUCGGCUCAUCCUCCCCCGAUGGUAAAUGUAAAUCAACAGCAAAUGCUACCACCCUCCUCGUCAUCCGCCUCCUCAUCCUCGUCGUCAUCAACAACAUCAAGUUAUCAUUCAGCGACGGCGGCUUCACCUCACGAAUCGAAUCAUCACGCCAGUCCAUCAUCCCAGCGGCAAUCACCGCACGUUACAGUUGUCCACAAUCCACACAACGCUAUUUCUCCUCAUCACCAUACUCCCUCGCCCCACCAUCAUAAUACCACACCCUCGCCCCACAACACCGGAAAUUUCCAGCCUCAUUCGCCGACCUAUCCGCCCCCACCGCUACCAACUCGCUCCCCGGUUCAUCCGUAUGGACUUACUGCCGUGUCCCAGCAACAUCAUCGACCACCUUCAGCAAAUUAUCCUGCCAGCGCUUAUUCGCCGCAUCAGCACCAGCAGCAACAGCAACAGCAACAACACCAGUCUUCGUAUCAUUCCUACCAAAAGAAUUCGCAAAGCGGCGUUUAUUCCCAAUCAGCGCCGCGAUCGCAGCCACACCACCCGUACAGUCAACAAACAUUAAACCAACCGACACCGCCUCUACCGCCAGCAUCGACUAGUUCCACUAGCAAUCAUUUAAAUGGUGUCUCUCCUUAUCUGACAUCGCCCAGUAAAUCAGCUGAUAUUUACAAUGGUGGCACUAUUGAUCCAAAACGAAAUACUACUGUUGCUGCUAAUCAAAUUACAUCGUAUAAUGCUAAUAAUAAUAACAAUAAUAAUAAUAAUAAUAAUAAUAAUAAUAAUAAUAAUAAUGGUAAUAACAACAAUAAUAGUAAUAGUAGCUCAUAUCGUAUGCCAGCAGUGUCACAGAGGAAUACCAACACGCACAAUUUACCCAUUACUGCGAUAUCGUCUUACCACUCAAAUAGAAAUUCACGAGAAGCUGUAGGUAAAGCUCAAACUAUUUCACGACAACGUGCUCCAAUGAUUGUACCGAGUAGUAAUAGCAAUAAUAAUAACAAUAAUAGUAACAGUAAUACCAUAAGUAGUGGCAGUGGAAGCAGUUCAGUAUCACAGUCAACGGUACAUUCUCCUCGAGGAAUACCUACGUCAGACUAUCAAUUAAAUUCAUCAUCAAAUGUCAUUCAUCCUGUAACCACUACAAGUUCCGGCUAUAAUAAUAAUAAUAAUAAUAAUAAUAAUAAUAAUAAUAAUAACAACAAUAGUGUAAACACCUCAUACAGUGGAUCAAAUUACAGGAAUUUAGCGACAACCAUAGCACCGAGUCACCAUGGUAAUAACUCUAGCACAACGGUAACAUCAAUUACUGUGCCAGAUCGUUCUUCAGCGCCGUCCGCCGUUACAACAAUACACGCACGUCCGUCUUCCGAUCCAGCGACUAAAACCAGUGGUGCUUAUCAACACUCUGCUUCUUCUUCGUCAUCCUCAGUCACAAAUACCGCUGAUAAUUAUGCGUACAAAGAUUAUCCAUACAGCAACUCAUUACCGCCAACAAAUAGUCAAUCGGGAGUAAGUGGAUUAAGAUCAACAGCACAGUCAUCCUCGCUUCCAGCAAAUGGACUGCCUCUGCGCAAGCGAGAAUCACCUCUCGACUUGUCUGUCAAGACUAUUAAGACAUCAGCAGACUCGACUGCUCGCGAUGACUUUGACAAUGGAUCCACGGACAAACAAGUCAGCAGUAGCAGUAGUAGUAAUAAUUCGAGAACCACUGUCGGCAGAAAUAACAUGCUCCCGCCGGCAGUACAACCAGCCGGAGCGACUCCUUACGUCACGUACGACUCAAGAAGAAACCCCGUUGCUUCGAGUCUCAGGCCGUCGACCCCGCAAAUGCCCGUUUGUGCACCAAAAGUUGACUUUCUUCCCAACUUCAAUUCAACGCCGCUGCAGCGCCAUCAUCACCAACAUCAACAGCAGCAGCAGCAGCAGCAGCAGCAUCAUCAACAUCAACUAAGUCAACAGUCCAAUCACAUGAUGGAAAGCCCGCUGAGACGUAGUUCGUCUUAUCAGCAGUUAUACGUACCGCAGCCACCUCAGCAUCAAAAUUCAACGCCUUUACCUAACAUUUCAAGUUUUAAAAAGUCUUUACUGUCCACCGGUGCUCCAUUGUACGACAACAAAGGACCCUUAACUUCCUCCUCUUAUUCACCAAUUAACAGUGACUCUUCAAACAGUUCACGGUCGUCGUCAUUCAGUCGGUACAAUCCAGCAGUUGAUCCAGCCAGGCCACCAGCACUUACGGUUCACGAUUAUCCGCCGUCUGAUAAUAAGUAUUACAUGGAUAGUAGAAAUAAACAACAACAUCCUCAUCAAUCUCCUUAUCAUCAUCCACAUCCUCAUCAGCAUCAGAAUCCUCACGCUAUUCCUCAACACCAACAUCAUCCGCAUUCUCAUCAUAAUUAUCCAUCGGCGACGCGUGAUCGAGUUCCUGUAAAACGUCCCGGUGAGCCGAUAUCGAUGAGUGGCUCUGAACCCGGACCAACUGAAGCGAAACAGCCGCGUGGGGAAAACUGGAAGGCAAUUAUUGACAAAGAACUCCAGCAAAAGUUAGAAAAGGCACGUAUAUUGCACGAGCAACAAAAAAGAUUUGAGAUGACCUUGCCGCGGGCAAUGCCAAAUGGGACAUUGGUGGCGCCGUCUUCGUUUAACCAAAGGGACCAUCCUUGUCCGGCACCACCAAAGAAACUCACGGCUUUCUGUGAUAAACGGGCGUACACUGAGUCCACCAAACUCCCGAGAAAUUCAAAUACUAUGUCCUACAAUAGUAGUAGUAGUAAUGUUAAUAAUCAUAAUAGUGGUAGUAAUAAUAAUAGUAAUAGUAAUAAUAUCAAUACAAUAAGUCCUCAUAUGGGUGAAAAGUCGCCUCAUUCUAACGCGGCUCAGUCGUCCGGGCAACCGACAGCUAGUCAAAUGGCUUAUCCUUCUUCUGGUUAUCCACGUCAAAGUCUGAAAUCACCUUACCUCAGUGUACCAUCACAAUCCCUGGAUCAACCCACCAACAACACAGGCGCUGAUAAACGGGUGCUUAGUUUGUUGAGAAAUAGCCUUGAAAACAAACAACAAAGGGAAGAGCAGCUCAAUAGUCAGCAGCCUAUUUUGGUUAAUCAUAGUCAACAGAGUUUCCAAAAUAAGGUUGUGGCCCCAGUUGAGCCGAAGACAAACAUAGGUAGACACAAUCUAUCGCCAUUUACAGCGGCGAGCUUACUCGAGCGUAAUAGCAAUACGCCACCGCAUUAUAAGUUCCAUGUGCCAAGGGCAGUAGACUCGAUCACUCAAGAAACUCCCCGCAGCUUAUACGCCUCAAGGGUUAAUUCAUCGGCUACUCUACCUGCGGGUAAAGAGGCACUUUUGGGUCCCAGAGAACUUGAAAAUCAAAUUCACCGUGAUAAGGACGAUAGCCUUGCAGCUAUCCUUGCUGCUAAAAUUCGCACCAAAGCCGAGUUGAAGCAGGUUGGAACUGGUCAGUUUGCAUCAAAACCGGUGUUACUAUCUCAAGAUACAACACCUAAUGAUUACGAACGCGUAGCGUCAACGUCAACCCCCCAAUCAGUAGCUUCAUCGGCAGGUAGCCCCCCGAAACUAACGUGUGAAAAAACCGCGUGUUUACCACCUCGACGUCGCUUGUUUUCAAGAUCAGAUGAAGAUAAUAAUAUGCCCGUAGCUGCGACGAUACCCGCUGCUCAGGCCGCUACAACACCGGCAUCAAUUAAAGCAGUAGCAUCCGCGGCAACAGUCGCUUCACGUGCCAGCGGAUUCCGCAGCUCGAGUGAAACUUCGGUAUUUGAUUUUCGCGAGAGCGAUUCAGAAGGUGAAAUGCCUGUACUUGAGCGUCAAACGCUUGAAGAAAUGCGUCGCGAUCGUAAACAGUUGUCUAAAGUACAACCACCAGUUUCGCUGGAUGAUGCUAUGUGUAUCGGAAUGACCUCUUCCGUCGAUCUCGUAAAAAUCGAACUUAAGGAAAAUGACAAUGUAGGCGAAGUAGAUCCAUUUUGGUCGGCAACCUGUGAUAAAUUUAUCGAACAAUUACGUGGUGGUAAUACUAGUGAUACUAGUACUGUUAAAAAACGUGGAAGAAAGAGGAAAAUUGGUGACACUUCUGGUACAACAAAUAACUCGGUUAGUAAAAAUACUCCUUCGACAAUAACGACAGAAACAUCACCAACAGCAAUAGUAAAUAGUACUAGUAAAAACGGUGGUGCUAAUAGUAAGACUAUCGGUAUGAGUAAAGAAGAAAGUAAAGUUUCUAGUACUGCUACGUCACCAGUUGUUGUAAUAAAACCAGAAGAUAUCAAAAAAGAGAUUAAUGAAGAUGAAACAUUGAUUACAACUGCGAGUAAAACUCCAGCAUCAACUACUGUGAUGACGACCAAGGGUACAACGAAGACUAUCACGUUGAAGAACGAAAACAAUGACGGUGAAAUGAAAAAUAAGUGUAAUGCUGAGUCAGUAAAGCCAGUUGCUGUUAAAAUCGAUCCUUCGGAUACGGUUACUAAGCCAAAAUCUGAGGUUAAAAUUAAGAAAGAUAAAAAAGAUAAGAAAGAAAUUUCGUCUAAAACAGCAUCAGCAGGGAAGUUAGUGAAUGAAAAAGAUGGCAAUAAUACGGAUGAUGAUAGUACUGUCGAGUUGCCGGUUGUAAAAACUAGGACGAAAAGGUUAAAUUAUUUAUCAGACGACAGUGAUGAUUAUAAUGAAGAAAUACGUAUGAUGCGACGUCACUAUAAGCAGACGAGCAGAAUAACUACAACUGCGACUAAAACUUCAGCAUCAACUACUGUGAUGACGAUCGAGGGUACAACGAAGGCUACUACGAUAAAGAACGAAAACAACGACGGUGAUACGAAAAAUAAGGGUACUGCUGAGUUAGUAAAGCCAGUUGCUGUUAAAAUCGAUAUUUCGGAUACGGUUGCAAAGUCAAAAUCUGAGGUUAAAAUUAAAAAAGAUAAAAAUGAUAAGAAAGAAAUUACGUCUAAAACAGUAUCAGCAACACCAGCAGGGAAGUUAGUGAAUGAAAAAGAUGGCAAUAAUACGGAUGAUGAUAAUACUGUCGAGUUACCGAUUGUAAGAACAAGAACGAGAAGAGCGUUAAAUUAUUUAUCAGACAGUGAUGAUUAUGAAGAAAUGCGUUUGAUGCGACGUCAAUUUAGGCAGGCGAACAGAAUGAAAUUAAAAUUAUCGAGCUCGAGUGAGUCGUCAAGUGACAAGGGAGAAGAGAGAGAAGAAGAUAAAGUUGAAGCUGAAGCAGAAGCCGAUGAAGAGGAGGAAGAAGAAGACGAGGAGGAGGAGGAGGAGGAGGAGGAUGAUGAUGACGAGGAAGAGGAAGAAGAGAGUGACGCAAGCACUGAAUUUGGUCGUGGUUCGACUGUAGCACAGAGAUUAAGACCUCGUAAACGUGCUGGAAAAGGUUCCGCUAGCGGUGCUUCUGCUUCAGUUCCCGAUGGUAUGAAAUUGCGACCACGCGAGGUCAAGACAAAGGAGGAAAAACCGCAAAAAGCAUCUAAAAAUAAUCAAUCGCAAAAAUCAAAGCCGAAACCAUUGUUUGGAGAUGGAAGCGAUUUUCGUCCAGGCUGGGAGGAAGAAGUAUUUAUUUACAAGAAAUCCCUUCGAAUGCCUGCACGGUUAAUAAGUGUGUCAAAGCCAUCGCGUUUUCAUCGUUUGUCAACGUCAUUACCUGAUUUGGAUCCUGAUUCACCGGCGCUAUCUGCGGUAUCAAUGGAUAGUGCAGAUGUUUGUUUACUGCGUAAACGAACAACAAUCCAAGCAGCAACCGCCGCAGACAGCGAUGUUGAUUCGAAUUACAGCUUUAGUAUCAGCGGUUUGGGUCUAGGUCUCAGUGGCGGUAGCAAAGUUGUCGAUGAUGAGGAAGCCACAUCAUCCACAACCGUAUCAUGCCCACCUAAAACAACAUCGACGACAACUACGCGACAAACAAGGUCAGAAUCAAAUUCAAUAGUUGAUUUGCUGGCUCGUAAAGUUGGCGGUAGUAAAAAAGACAGCAGAAAAAAAUGCAAAGAUAAGUUGGAAAAAAGUUUAAGCUGUAGUAAAAUAUUGCCCAAGGGUAGUAAUGAACCAGAAUUGUUGGCAACUCCUAGCUUUAGUCCGCUUGUAACUGGAGCAAUGGCUAAUGAUAAUAAUUCAAGUGGCAAUUCUAAAGCAAAGGGCAAUAACGGUAAAACACCGACUAAAAAUAGUAACAGUAAAUUAUUAAAGCAAAUUGAUGCGACUAAUGAAUCAUCCUCAUCUUCAUCAUAUUUAUUGGGUUACUUUCGAAAAGAGACUGUCAAUAAUUUUCGCGAUACCUUUAAAAAUAAUUAUGCACUGCCGAAUGAAUUUUCGACUUUUAUUUUAAAGAGUCGUACGAGAACUGAAACUAGGGUAAUGAAAAAACAAGCGACUAUUAGAGAGGUAUUUGGCGAAGAUCGGCCAGCUUCUGCUCCGCCCAUGCAAAAUCACGCUGGCGAUACUUCCCAAGAUGACGACUCUCAAACAGAUGAAAUUAAAGAAAGUACGCUCGAUAAUAGUAAUAGUAAUAGUAGUAGUAAUAAGAGUAAAUUAUUUAAACAAAAGGUUGUCAAUAGAUUAAAUAAUGCCGGAAUACUGGGAAGUAAUAAUCCUGCUUUUAAGUCGAAACGUUAUUUGCGGUUAGAACAAAGACGCGGAGUACUGCUUAAUAAAUCAAGUGAUAAAGAUGAUGACGAUGAAGAUGCUGAUGACAAAGCUAAACUUAAUGUUAAUGUUGUCGGCAAUGUUAAUGUUAAUAAAAAUAAGAGUAAACAUAAUAAAUUAGCAGUGGAUAGUGGUAAUACUAAUAGUAAAAGUAAUAAUAGUGCCACUGGAGGCGGUAUUAAAAUAAAGAAGGAAAUUAAGAAAGAAGAGGAUGAUGAAGUAGAUGUUGCGCCGGCUGAUGAUGACGAAGAGGAUGAUGAACAGGAUGAGGAUGAAAUUGAAGAUAUUCAAGAGCCUGAUAAUGAUAAUAAUGACGGUACUGAAAUAUUGGGUAAAAAGAAACUUAAAUUACGCACUGGUCGAAGAAAAUUCCGUUCUGGGUUUGAUUAUAUACGUAAAAAGAAAAAACCCUUGAAGAAAGAUGAUACUACUGCCAAAGAACGUAAAAAACCGACGAUAUCGAGGCCGAAUGCUGAGAGUGUCGCGGAUAUUCAAAACGAAAUUAGGACAUGGGUUAUUAAGAAAGGAGUCGGAGAAACUAUUCUGCAUCGGGCUGCUCGACUGGGUUGUACAGACGUUGCUGCUUAUUGUUUAGAAAAAUUGAAUAGCCUUCCUAGUCCGAAAGAUAAUGCAGGAUAUACUCCACUUCACGAAGCAUGUUCGCGCGGUCACUUGGAAAUCGCAAAAUUAUUACUGGCGUAUGGAGCUAAUGUUAGUGAGAGUGCUAAUGGUGGAAUAAGGCCUCUUCACGAAGCAGCUGAGAAUGGUGCUACAGAACUAGUAAGAUUAUUACUUUCAUAUGGUGCUGACCCAUUAUUGGCAACUUACGCCGGACAAACACCGUUAAUGUUGGCGGACAAAAAGGCUCAUUCUAUUCUCGCGCAACAUUUGGACGAUGUUCAAGGCCGGUCAGCCGAACCUUGGAGUUUUGGCGGCCCUUCAACCUUGUUCGAUCCUGAAGAAACUGGUUACAAUCCAUUAGAAGAUCCGCCGAUGGACUCACCAGAGCCCGAAAUAGACGAAAUAGAAAUGGAAGUUAGUGACAUUAAUUUGCCGGUCCUGUUUUCUAUAGCAAAUGACCCGGAUAAAUGGGUACUACUGCAGGAUCUAAUGGCCGCAUCAAAAUUAAAGAGCCGGGAUGCGUUAUUAAGGCAAAUAAACCCGAAAGCUACCGGGCCUCCGGCAAUUGCUCAUCGCAGUGUUAUGAGAGAAUUCAAAUUAUCCGAUUUUCUUGAACAAUCACGCUGUUGUCAUUUGUUAAAUUCUGGUGAGCGUAUUAAUGUUCGCGGUUCCAAAGUAACACUUAUUAAGUACAACGACAAAGUUAAAUCUCUGUUGAAUGUCGAGAGGGUUGUUAUUAAUUUGAGGUGA